Gambusia affinis (western mosquitofish) is the source of this 2266-nucleotide messenger RNA. RefSeq names its product trichohyalin-like. The record is from RefSeq and is a predicted model, not a curated record. Bases 404 to 2266 code for a protein of 620 amino acids. The transcript has 2 exons. NCBI's taxonomy places the organism in Eukaryota, Metazoa, Chordata, Actinopteri, Cyprinodontiformes, Poeciliidae.
CACCUAUAUAUUGAUAUUUUAACAACUGGAUUGUUUUUUAUCGGUACGUUCUGGAGCAACAGGCCCUUUAUGAACAUUCAGGGUUUUGAUUUUGCUCCAAAUGGAAAUGAGUUUGAUGCCCUGAUAUCUGGGAUAAAAACAAGAGAAUCCUGGACUAUUUUGAAUGUAAACAAGAAUAAAGAGUGAGAUAUUUGGUGGUGGAAUGAUGUCACACCGCCAGCGAAGGAAGACUCUGUGAUGUCACUGGCGAUGCAGGCUGUGAUGUCAUCAACUGUAGAAUUGUAUGCAACACAAUUCUGCAUAUUUUUCAUUGCUUGCAAUAACACUGACCAGUUCAGACGUUCGCGAAGCUCUUUCAGGUAAUUUACCAAUCGACAAUUUUACUGAUUGUAUUUAGGAGAAAAUGUCUCAUCACACACCGAGAUACCAGAGAGGAACGAUGGGACCCCAGGCGAGAAGGGGAGGCCAGGAAAACCGAGAAGGCAGGUUCCCUCCUGAACACCCGGAUGACUUACAUGAAGAAAUCCAAAGACUGAGCCGCCUUCUGGAAAUGGAGAGAGCCAGAAGGUUUGAAGAAAACCAAAGACUGGCCCACCUGGAGGAGGAACUGGAAGAGAUGAAACUCCAGUUGGAAAGACAGACAGAUGUCAAAGAGACGCUGAUCAGCCAGGCUGACAAUGCAAAGAUGGAACUGGAGAGACUGGAGAGAUACAGCGAUCCAGAAAUCAUUAAAGCUGUCAUCAUUGCUGCCCAGGCUUACAAGCAUGUAAAAGACAUGAAUAAGAAGUCAUUACAGCAGGAAUAUGUGGAUUUAAAGGUGGCCCACCUCCUCAGCCAGAAAGCACUGUUAGAUGAAAUACAUGAUGAGAAAGGGAAAAGUCAGGCACUCCAAGAAGAACUGGACCAACUGCAGACUUCCUACGAGGAGCUGAGCUCCGAGUACGAAGGAGACGAUGCUCUGCUGAGGCAGGAGGCCGAGAAACAAACAUUUAAUGAAGAACAGCUGAGAGAGGAACAACGACUCCUGGAGACCCUGAGAGCUGAGAAGGAAGACAUGUUCAAAGAAAUGUCCCAAAAGAUCGCAGUCCUGCAAGAGAGUGAGAAACAUUUGCAGGAAGAACUGAUUCAGCUCAGACAUUCAUAUGAUGAACUGAACUAUAAAUAUGAAAAUGAAGUUUCUGGACUAGAGGAAGACUUGGAAAUAUACCAACAGAAGAUCCAGCAGGAGGAAACGGCUCUUUCUAGAGAGAAGAAAGAGAAUCUCAUCCAUGAAAUUAACUAUACUGCACUACUAGAACGAGUGGAAAAACUUAAUUUUCAGUUAGUUCAGGACAGAAAAAGCCAAAUGAAGAAAUCAGAGGAGGACAAGGCACUACUAGAAAACCUGAGAGCUCAGAACGCCGUCCUCCAAGAAGACGCCAGGAAAGAGAUUAAAUUCCUGCAAGAGAGAGAAAAACUUCUGCACAAAGAAUUAAAUCAAAUCAGAGUUUCUUACAAUGAGCUCAACAGCAAAUACGAAAGAGACGUUUCUGGACUAACGCAAGAUGUGGAAAGAUUUCAGCAGGAGGUGAAACAAGAAAAAGAGGCCAGCUUAGAAAGAGAGAAAGAGAAUCUGCUGCUCAUCAUCCAGCUGAGAGCUGAGAAGGAGGAGCUCUCCCAGAAAACAUCAGGAGAAAUCACAAUCCUGCAGAAGAGGGAGGAGCAGAUGAUCCAUGAACUGGAUCAAGUUCAAGUUUCAUACGAGGAUCUAAAACGUAGAUAUGAAAGAGACGUCAUAGAUUUACAGCAACAGGUUGCAACAAACCAGCAGCAGAUAAAAGAUCAUCUGGAGAAAUCAGAGGAAGACAAGACUCUUCUUGGAGACCUGAGAGCCGAGUACACCAUCCUUAAAGAAAACACAACGGCACAGAUUAAAAUACUACAAGACCAGGAAAGGAGCGUCCAGGCUGAGCUGCAGAAGGUCAAAGGUUUGAACCUGGAGCUGAACUGUCAAUAUAAAACCGAAGUCACUGCAUUGAAACACCAAGCAGAACAAGACCAGCAGGAGAUCCGUUGUCUGAGAAAUAAUUUGGAGAGAGCAAGAGAGGAUCUACUGCAGCCCAACAGUCUGAGAGAUAAGGAAGAAGAUUUACACCUAAAACCCAUCAGAGUUUCCCAACAGAUGGAAGAAGACUCUCAGAACCAAGUGGACCCGAUCCUGAACCCUCAGGAGAGACAGAGAUCACUACAGAAACCAUCCUGGAGAUCUGGACCAUCCAGAUAUUAA